Molecule: messenger RNA, 417 nt
Organism: Musca vetustissima
Lineage: Eukaryota; Metazoa; Arthropoda; Insecta; Diptera; Muscidae
Product: general odorant-binding protein 99a-like
Exons: 1
Biological process (GO): sensory perception of smell
Molecular function (GO): odorant binding
Source: RefSeq, a predicted model, not a curated record
UUCCAGUGCACCUCAGCCUAUGUGGUGAAGACUCGUGACCAGCACUUGCAAUUUCGCAACGAAUGCAUUGCCGAAUUACAGGUUCCCGAGAACCUUUUGGAGCAGUAUAAAAAGUUCGAUUAUCCAAAUGAUGCAACUACCCAAUGUUAUUUGAAAUGUAUAUUCGUGAAGUUCGGUUUCUUCGAUACGACCAGUGGAUUCAAUGUUGAAAAUAUCCAUCAACAAUUGGUUGGAACCUCUGCUGAAGCUAAUCAUGAUGAUGAGCUACAUACGAAAAUCUCCUCUUGUAUUGAUAAAAAUGAACAGGGUAGCAAUGCUUGUGAAUGGGUAUAUCGUGGUGCCACCUGUCUUAUUAAGAACAAUUUGCCAUUGGUUCAACGUAGUGUUGCCAGUCAGGCUUAGUGCUGAGAUAUUAGU